AUGGGGCAAAAGGACUCCAAGCCGUCGUAUAACUCUGGGAAUUCAUCCAACGGGUACAACUCGAGGUAUGCAAACACGCCCUCCAGUUACAGCCCGAGGUAUGCCUCUUCGGCGGGUAACAACGUGCAGCAGCCAGAAGCACAGGCCAGGCUGCAGAGGAAGUAUUCCAGGAUCGGUGACGACUACCGUUCCGUCAGUCAAGUGACUGAAGCUUUGGCUCAGGCAGGCCUCGAAUCUUCAAAUCUUAUUGUAGGCAUUGAUUUUACAAAAAGUAAUGAAUGGACAGGUAAAAUUUCCUAUAACCGCCGCUGUCUACAUGAUAUUGGAAACACUCCAAACCCAUAUGAGCAAGCCAUAUCUAUUAUUGGAAGGACACUUUCAGCUUUUGAUGAAGACAAUUUGAUUCCCUGCUUUGGAUUUGGUGAUGCAUCAACUCAUGACCAGGAGGUAUUCAGCUUUUAUCCAGAGAACCAACCAUGCAAUGGAUUUGAAGAGGCAUUGGAAAGAUACAGAGAAAUCGUUCCAACUCUUCGAUUAGCUGGACCAACAUCUUUCGCUCCAAUAAUUGAGACAGCAAUUGGGAUUGCAGACAGCACCGGUGGUCAAUAUCAUGUUCUUCUGAUAAUUGCUGAUGGACAGGUUACUCGAAGUGUGGAUACACAGUCUGGGCAGUUAAGUCCGCAGGAGCGGGAUACCAUUGAUGCUAUAGUGAAAGCUAGCCACUUUCCCUUGUCUAUUGUUCUUGUUGGGGUCGGUGAUGGACCAUGGGAUAUGAUGCAUAAGUUUGACGACAACAUACCUGCUCGGUCAUUCGAUAAUUUCCAGUUUGUGAAUUUCACGGAAAUUAUGUCAAAGAGCAUAGCAGCUGAUAGAAAAGAGGCUGAAUUUGCGUUGUCAGCAUUGAUGGAAAUCCCUACGCAGUACAAAGCAACACUUGAUCUCCAACUCCUUGGGUAUUCUAUGUUUUUUCAACCUCAGAGUCAAGUAGAACAAUGCUUUGUGCUUGCAGAGACUAUAUUGCCAUCUGACCACUUUCUUCGAUUCUUCCUCUGUUUCAGCCGUCGCCAAGGAAUACCUCCAAGAGUUCCUCUGCCUCCACCAACAAGGACUCCUUAUUCACGGUCUACUAGCUUUGACCAACAGUCUGGUGUUUAUUCACGGUCUAGCAGCUUUGGUCAACAAACAAGUGGGUUUCAGCAAUCAGACAAUUUCAAACAGCGACAGCAUGGAGCUACAAGGAGGCCUGACAGUUAUUCAUCAGAAAGUUCACAGCCUGCGGCUUCAAGGAUACCCGACACUUAUGCAUCAGAAAGUUCAGAAAGCACACUUCAUGCGCCAUAUGUAUGGAUAAAUCAAAGGAUCUUGCAUUUGGAUGUGGACAUCAGACUUGCUAUGACUGCGGGAAAAAUUUGGUGCGCUGCCCUAUGUGCCAGCAGCACAUAA
This is a messenger RNA of Triticum turgidum subsp. durum (durum wheat), 1443 nucleotides long. The record is from the annotation of a GenBank genome assembly. Lineage: Eukaryota; Viridiplantae; Streptophyta; Magnoliopsida; Poales; Poaceae.